Prunus dulcis (almond) is the source of this 1104-nucleotide messenger RNA. RefSeq lists its product as uncharacterized. The transcript has 2 exons. Bases 223 to 861 code for a protein of 212 amino acids. The record is from RefSeq and is a predicted model, not a curated record. Lineage: Eukaryota; Viridiplantae; Streptophyta; Magnoliopsida; Rosales; Rosaceae.
CUAAAACGCAUAAAAUCUCCAUGUAAUUACAUGUGAUGAGGAGGAGGACACCCCUUUCUUGCAGGCAACCAAGUCUGAUCCGUGUGUGUCAUGUGCUCUAUAUAUAUAUGAAAACCUCUUUCAAACAAUUAUAUCCAUAGCUUUCUUCUUCUUCUUCUUCUUCUUCUUCUUCUUCUUCUUCUUCUUCUUCAUCUUGCUAAGAUCUAAUAGGCUGCUCCAUCUAUGGGUGAAAGUAGUGAAGAACAAAUGCUUCACGCUCCAUGCUUGAUCACACAAUAUGAUAGCUACACAAAAGCACGGGAAGAUAGCUGCGUGAUCAUGAAAGGACAUGAUGAUGAUGGUGAUGAUGACGAUAAUGGGUAUGCGUACGACACCACAUCAUCCAUAUCGGUUUCCGACCGAUCGACAUCUUCUUUGGAGUUGGUAGAUGAUGCAUCUUCAUCAACAACAACAUCAUCAUCAUCAUGUUCUUCUUCCUUCAAUUCUCAUGGAUCUUUGUAUGACUUGUCAGAUCUCAUGGCCCAGCUACCCAUAAAAAGAGGACUUUCAAAGUAUUUUGAAGGCAAGUGUCAGUCAUUUACCUCAUUAUCAAAGGUCAAGAGCAUUGAAGAUCUUGCAAAGAAAGAGAGUCCUUACAAUCAAAGAAAAGCACUAAAACAAAGUAAGAGCUAUGGAGGUGGCUUGGGUAGCUACAGAUCCUACACACUUCCUAAGGCCACCAUUUCUAAGAUUAAGAAGACCUCGUCAGCUUCAAGGGCUUCUUAUUUGUCAUCUGAUAAUUUAUCUUUUUCAAGUAGAACAAGAGGCGGCUCUUUUGGUAGUAAUACGCUCCCCCCAAUUCCUGUAAGAAAGAAAUUUUAACCUACGUAUACGUACGUACGUGUGCAUGUAUAGAUAUACAAAUAUAUAGCAAAUCCGUCAUCUUGCAAUAAUGCUUAAAUACAAAUAUAUAAACUUGAAUACUGGUUUUGCUGUAGGAUUAAUGGCUGCAUCAAUAAAAUUUGUCCCCUUACAGCAGAAUAAGAGUCGUUAAGCCCCAUGAGAAAUUGUAUGAACUCAACCAGACUUGAGUUUGGUAUAACACAGAAGAUAGAUUGUUGUUCA